AUUAGUAGACCCGUCUCAGUCUCAGACUAAGAAACCCCUUAUGCACAGGCAUGAAUUGACGUGAAGUUGACGUGUGUACAAGACACGCCUAACGCCAGCCCCAACGCAGCAAAGACGGCAGAAGUCCCAGCGCCGCCGAGGUCAACUUAAAAGUGCCGGUUUGCCAAUAACACCGAUUAGCUCGGCAACGAUGGCCCAAUCAGCUGGACCAGGGUUCUCACCGAUCGACACCCACAUCUCUCAUUUGGAGGCCUGCAUCGAGACUCGAUCACCCCCACUGCGUCAGCCCGCCAGGAGGGUCCUCGUCUCCCCCACACCACAAAAUGUGACAAUGCCGCCAAUGACAAAUGUCUCGGAAUGCAAUUUGCUUUUAGACCGGUUUGAUGCACAAGGGCCUGUUGGUGAUGGCUGUGUCCUUGUCUUGGAGGGUGGCAGCCCGGGCUUAGUGUGGAGGGAAUGGAGACGAUGGGCGAUGGGAGAUAGACGAACUAGACCAUCCAAGGGAGGGCUCGUGGGAAAAACACCGUUCCUGGACUUGUGGCGGGCUGGAGGAAGCCCUAAGAACGGAGUGGCAUUUCUGAUUGCUCACCGAGCCCUAUUAGUGCGCUGCACUCUCCUUGUUUCCGGCAUCUGCCCUGCAAUGAUGACGAGGAGUUGCUUUUGUGGAGGAGUGCCACGACGACGAGCUGAGAGGUGGGCUACACCGAGAUUUGCCCAGGUCUUGGCAGCGAGGAUGGUGUUUGGGUCCAAAUGCAUACAAACAAUGAAAUGGCAUGGGCAAUUUCGACUCGGCAGAAAAGGGUAUUUUUCGGAUCGAUGCAACGUUGGACUGGUUCACCUGUUUCUAGUCCCUGAAGCGGCUGCACUCUCGGAUCCAAGCGCACUUGAGGUCUCACCUGGUAGCAGGCUUCUGUGCUCAGAAGUGCACUAGAACCGAUGAGAUACAUAGAACGGAACCUUUGACCUUUCUGAGGAAGUGGGAGACGUCCCAGUGAGCACAAAACACACGAAUUCUGCUAGUGACGCUACUUAAAAAGCAACGCCGUCACCCUUUCAACUUAUCUCGGGCGUGUUGGCACAGAUUGGGGAUGGAUCAGGCACACGGGUCAGGCACGCUUCUACCAUGCCCAAUCACAGCCGGGACAGCCUCGUUCCCUGCUCCUGGCAGCAAUCCCUCCCAAAAGGGAGAUGCGCAUGAGCUCCCCCUGUUGCGGUCCAAAUGCCGGUGGCCAGGUUGCUGUUGCGGUCAGUGCCACCCAAGUACCGCUGACAAGUCCCGACGGCAUGGUGGUGCAGCUGCGCACACGGACUCAAGUCAG
Messenger RNA from Ilyonectria robusta, 1319 nucleotides. RefSeq lists its product as uncharacterized. NCBI's taxonomy places the organism in Eukaryota, Fungi, Ascomycota, Sordariomycetes, Hypocreales, Nectriaceae. The record is from RefSeq and is a predicted model, not a curated record. Bases 191 to 931 code for a protein of 246 amino acids. The transcript has a single exon.